UCUGCUCUGCCUGGGGAGGAGGAGGAGGAAGAGGAGGGUUUUGCUGGGGCCCAGGGAGGCUGCCGGGACCUGCAGAGCGCGGUGCUCCCUUUGGAGAGCUGUGUUUUCCCUGGGGAGUCCCCUUCCCUCUUCCCCUUCCCCUGCUGGGCUCUCCCCGCAGCAGGGAUGAUGCAGGAGCUGGUGGCUGGCAUGGAGAGGAUCAGCUUGGACUCGGAGGCUGAUGUGGAGCAGCUCAGAGCUCAGCCCCUGCCCUUCCCGGGGGUGGACAGUGUGCAGGGCCACCCCCGGCCCGGCAGGACCAAGCCCGCCGUGUGCAAGCAUUGGCUGCGAGGGCUCUGCAAGAGAGGUGAAAGCUGCGAUUUCCUGCACGGCUACGAUGCCAGCCGGGUGCCCGAGUGCUAUUUCUACUCCAGGUUCGGGGAGUGCAGCAACAAGGACUGUCCCUUCCUGCACGCCGGUGCCACCGCCAGCACCGGGCGCUGUCCCUGGUACGACCGAGGCUUCUGCUGGCACGGUCCCCUGUGCAAGUACAAGCACAUGAGGAGGGUGAUGUGUGCCAACUACCUGGUGGGCUUCUGCCCCGAGGGACCCAAGUGCAAAUUCGUGCACCUCAAGGCCGGGCUGAUGCCGAGCAGCACAGACCCAUCCAAGGGAGCUGGAUGCCCAUGGGGGCUGGUACAGAGGGACCUGGCUGCUGCAGAGGACGGGGGAGGUGAGCAUGUGCCAGCCAAGGAGCCACCUGCAUGUGGCACCCAGCAGCUGUGGGACACCAGGGGCUGCCCCCCGAGCCCCCAGAGCCUGCUGCAGGCAGGCACCUGCUCCAAGAGAGGAUCAGCCAGACCCUGUGCCAGCCAGAGCAGGAGGACUCAGCUGGAAAUGCUGCUGGGAAAGUGACUGCAGUGCUCCACACAGCUCAGGAGAGGAUGAGGAGGAUGAGGAGGAGGACGACACACACCAUGGACACAGCACCGGGACAGCCAGCAGGGUCUGCCCAGCACAGCUCACAGCACAGAAAGCACUGCAUGCAAUGUCAAUCGGGGCCUGGCACAGCUGGCUGCUCCCCUGGCACAGCUGGCUGAGGGCAGCAGCAGCACUGCCAAGGUGUGAAGGGUGCAGGCCUGGCUGGGGCCAGGAUUUUGGGCACAGGGAGGGCGGGGAUGUGCUCAUCCCUUGGGAAAGGAGCACAAAGCACCACGUUUGAGAUCACAACCCGAGCAGGAAAGGAAAAUCCACACAGGUUUUUAUUGCUGGUGAGAGAGUUUUUGGUGCAGCACCUCUGUCACAGCACUACUGCACUGCAGAAUAAAGAGCUCAGACUUUUAA
Molecule: messenger RNA, 1323 nt
Organism: Zonotrichia leucophrys gambelii
Lineage: Eukaryota; Metazoa; Chordata; Aves; Passeriformes; Passerellidae
Gene: CPSF4L
Product: cleavage and polyadenylation specific factor 4 like
Exons: 7
Coding region: 166-894 (242 amino acids)
Cellular component (GO): mRNA cleavage and polyadenylation specificity factor complex
Molecular function (GO): metal ion binding; RNA binding
Source: RefSeq, a predicted model, not a curated record